Folsomia candida is the source of this 2410-nucleotide messenger RNA. RefSeq lists its product as uncharacterized. Bases 177 to 1988 code for a protein of 603 amino acids. Gene Ontology annotation, molecular function: protein binding. The transcript is spliced from 6 exons. The record is from RefSeq and is a predicted model, not a curated record. NCBI's taxonomy places the organism in Eukaryota, Metazoa, Arthropoda, Collembola, Entomobryomorpha, Isotomidae.
CGCCCGAUUUAUUCAAGACAAUCAGUGAUUGUUUCUUCAGAGGUCUGCAUCCGCACAAAUACGUGUAAAUAUUUAUUAGGUCACACUUGAUACACAACAAACAAACAGUUUUAAUACUUUUAAACGUACCACACGUAAAGUUUCUGUUUGAAUAUUUAAUUAAUUGAUACAUUAGAAUGGCAUCUUCACGGAUAGAACUCAAUCCGUUUCUUAUUGAGCCGAUCGUGGAAAAAAUUCUUUCAUUUCUCCCAACUCCAGACCUUGGACCAACUCGCCUGGUUUGUAAAUUAUGGAACGAAGUUGGCGAUAUUAUUGAGCGAAACCGAAAACCUGUAACCAUAUCAAGUUUUAAGGAGGCUCAAGUAAUUUAUUUCAUGAUAACAAAAAUCUAUCCAAAAUGGGGCAUCUGCUCAUUAACGUUCUCAACCUUCGCCAUGGAUUUUGGGGUGGUUAAAAAAAUCUUGAUCCACCUGAAAAACACUCUGACCACCCUCCGACUCCAAUCUGGCUUUAUUGAAGAGGAAAAUUAUCACGACUUCAUGCGAAUUGUGGGCGGAAAUCUUCGCGUUUUGGAGUUGGGUGUAAUGCAUGACGAGUAUUAUUGUCAUUUUCCAUUUUUCCCUGUACAGAAAGAUAACCAAAACUCACCAACCGAGUGGUACGUCUUUCCCAAACUUCGAAGUCUGGAAUAUAUCGGAUAUCUCAGAAACCAAUUCGGCUCCGGAUCCGGGGGUGGUUCCACAUUUCUGAGCGACGUCGUAAAAUCUUGCCCACACCUUGUCCGACUCACGAUAAAUGGAAUGUUGGAAGAAAAUCCGACCAAGUUUGAUGGUUUGGGAGGACUGUCCAAACUCAAAUAUUUACAUUUGAACAUGAUGCCGAUGGAUAGCCCCAAGGGAAGAAAAGAUGUCGGUUUUACUAAUAAUAGGAUUCAUUGCCUCAAAAAACUGAAUCUUGCCCUGCAGGAUUUUCGAGUAACUAACGUCCACACUAAUCUUGAUCCGACCCUAUUUAGAGACUUCUUGGAGUCACAAGGGGAAACUUUAGAGUGUGUUUUUCUCAAUCAAAACUCGAUUCGUGCCACAGGUCAACCGGCAUCAGGGAGUCAAUAUUGCAACGCUUCCAUGCCUACGCCAUUUCCACUUUCACUCCCGAAACUCACUCGUCUUGAAGUAUUCAAACCUUUUGUUCGGAAUUUACAGCAUGUUUUUAACUCGGCUCCAAACUUGUACUCCAUUUUGCUACAAUUUGAUCCCGAUGUGGAGUGGAAAUCUAUUCUUCCAAGAGGACCGAUAUCCAUCCCAAGAACUUUGAAUACCUUAACAUUUGCAUUCGUGGAUGCUUUAUCUUUUCAGAAAAUGUCAACUUGUUCCACCCAUCUCGUUCGUCUUUGUCUCCAAAAUUGUGGAGAUUCUCAUCUCCCAGUGAUCUUUGACAAGUUUCCGAAUAUAAAAGAACUCACUUUGAUGGAGGGACACGAGAAGAUGACAGACGCUCUGCUAACUGGACUUGAUCCUGAAGUACUGGAAAAGUUUCGAGAUGCGCUUGGAAAACUUGGCGAGCAAAAGUUUUCAUUCAGCAAACAGUUGGCUGAAAAAAUUGAAAAAUGUAAAAUCCACCCGGGUCUUGGCAGUUUGAAAAAAAUGAGACAUCUUAUUCUGGACUUUACGUCCCCCAAGGAAUUUAUUAUACUGUGGGGAUUCUGGAAUUUGGAAACGAUGCACACCGUUAACAUUAAUGGGGACAAUAUAAGCCAGAAUUCUGAACGGUAUAUCAAAUUCAUGAACGCUGGUGGAAGAUAUGCCAACAUUCAGAUGCAUCAAAGUACUGGAACCUUUAUUCGUGAUGACUCGGUAAUUAUUUCUGGGUCACCGGCACGUUUCUUUCAAAAAUGGGGACCAUCUCUGACCUCCCAAGAAGAGUGGAAAUAUGACGACGACGACGCAUCAGAUAAUGCAUCUCUGAUUUCAAUGUGCUUUGAAAAGUAGGUAGUAGAAUCAUCCUACUAGGAUAUUAAGUUGAGAAAAUAUACCUAAACUCAUUGUUGAUUUAGUGUACAUAAAUAAAUUUCAUAACUUUGUCAAGGAUUUAAAAAUGAAAAUACAUACAAUGUAAAAAAAAUGUCGAUUUCUAAAACAUAACAGUUUCUCGCCACAAUGUGUCAUUAAGAGUAGUACGGUGUUAUUGGUCAUGUGGGUGUAUACAUAAUAUAGCUACCUAAACGUUACAAUGCUCCCGUCACAGAAUUUUUUAGAAGAAUGAUUACAAAAAAACGGGAUGGUCAACAAAGUGUAUGCAGCCGAGUGUGAACUGAAUAUAAACACUCGCAUUACAAUAAUGUAUAGAUAAUAGGAGCCCCGUUAUGUUUUGUGGUGUUGGAUAUCCACUGGACAUGCAUGCAUAUAUUUGU